AUGUCGAAAAGUAUUUCUAAAACUCGAAGGGAUAAGCUUAUUCGGGGAAACAAGUCAAUUUUGUCUUUCUUUAAAAGCACAAAUGAAUCUGACAAAGCAAUUACUGUAAAAGAAGCAUUGAAGACUCUAUCAGGGUCUGACAAAACUUGUGGCCCUUUAACAGAUACUGAGGCUUUGACGUAUGAAAACGCUGAUACUCCCUUCACUGUGGAUGCUUUCAGAUAUGGGUUAAUCACAGGCUGUAGUGGAUAUUUCCUAACUCAUUUUCAUUCUGAUCAUUACAUUGGUCUUACGUCGAAAUUUACCGGUACAAUUUAUUGCAGCGAGGUCACUGCCAAACUUCUUAAGAAUAAGUUUGGUCAGUCGCUUUCUAUUGUUGAUUUACCAACAGAUGUCUUUAUAAAUGUCAAUGGAUUUGAUAUUUUUCUAUUAGAUGCUAAUCAUUGUCCCGGUUCGGUAUUAAUUCUUUGUCGCUUUCCUACGGGUAAUGUGCAUUUGCACACUGGUGAUUUCAGGGCUCAAGCAAAUAUGUUAAAGGCGCCUAGUCCAUUAGCCGAAUUUAUCUUUCCCAAACAGCGGAUUAACACCCUCUAUCUCGAUACAACGUUCUGUGCUCCUGAAUUCAAAUUUCCUCCGCAAGAAUCCGUUAUCGAUGCUGCGAUAGAAAUAUCUCGUGAAGCUCUGGUUACUCAUCCAGAUGCUCUUACUCUAUGCGGAAUGUAUACAAUUGGGAAAGAGCGUUUUGUACUGGGUAUGCUAUCUACUUACUGUUUACUAUUUUAG
This is a messenger RNA of Rodentolepis nana, 783 nucleotides long. The record is from the annotation of a GenBank genome assembly. NCBI's taxonomy places the organism in Eukaryota, Metazoa, Platyhelminthes, Cestoda, Cyclophyllidea, Hymenolepididae.